CGCGCAGCUGAGCUGACGUAGAAGUGACGGAAGAGAAACAUUUGAGUCCUUGCCGUGUGUUGCAGGCUUUGUGAUAGUGCGUCGUAAGAAAAUGUAAAUACAUGCUGACGAGUGCAACUAAAUACCAUACUUCGGCAUUCAGGUUCAAGUGCGCGAUACUAAGUUGAACGUUGCUGUGAAAGACGCAUAUAAACAUGAAGUGGUACGAGGGCUCGAUUCCAGAAGCAAUCUCACUUGCAAAAUCAACUCAAAAGGUUUUUCUAGUGUUCAUUGAAGGUACUGAUGGCCUGUCGAAAAACAUGGCAUCAACUUACGAGACUGAAGAAGUCUCUACAAAGUUGCACAGCUGUGACUGUGUUGCAAUAAAGCUCACUGCUGGAAGUGAGCCUUGCGAACAGUUUGCACAGAUUUACCCUGUUGUGGUAAUUCCUAGUACAUUCUUCAUUGGAUGCAAUGGCAUUCCAUUAGAAGUAAUUGCUGGUAGUGUAACACCUGAGGAAUUCAUUGACAAGAUUAAUAAAGUCAUGCAGGGACCAUCAGUAAAUCAGACACUAGCAGCUCCAGGAACCAGUGAAGGUGACGUAAACCCAAGUUUGUCAAGUACAGCUGGAAGUAAUGCAAGCGUACCACCUCUUGAAGAUAGGGUUGAACGAGCAAAGAGACUCGUUGAAGAAAGGAGACUGCAGAAGCAGAAAGAGGAGGAAGAGGAAGCAAAGGCUCUCGAGCAAGAGCGGCGCCGUGUGUCACGCGAAUUACAGAUGGCAAAGCAGUCUCAGUCAGAAGAAGAAAUGCGUGAAUGGGCAAGGAAGAGGGCCCAGGAGAAGCAGGAGGAGCGUUUGCAUCGUGAACGCAUUCAAGCACAGAUUGCUCAGGACAGGGCGGACAGAGCAGAGCGCUAUCAGAGAGAGAGAGCGAAGGAAGACAUAGAAAAGCAUGAACAGGCAGCAAAACUGGCCAAGGUGCAGCAGGAGAAGGACGCAAUUGAGGCAGCAGCUCAGAGUCAGCAAGCGAGGAUUCAGUUCCGUCUUCCAGAUGGCUCUUCAGCAACACACACUUUUGAAGCAGAUGCUACCUUACAGGAGCUUCAUAACUUUGUAAUACAGACAAUACAACCUGGUUUCACGACUUUCAAUUUCUCGAUCAUGUUUCCAAGACGGGAAUUCACGAGGGACCAAUACGGCCAAACCCUGCGUGAGCUGCAGCUGGCUCCUUCAUCUGUGAUCUUGGUUGUGCCUGUCCAGGCAGUCGUCCCAGCACCUUCUGGAAAUUCCUUGAUGACUCUGUUGUGGGCCGUGUUUUCUCCUCUCCUCUUUCUGUGGAAGUUGGCCUCCAGCUUUCUCUUUGGAUCUCCUCCUGCACAGCCUGUGGCGCCUGAGUCAGGAAGGCAACCUGCACCACCUGACUCUCCAAGAGCAACUGAUGCCGAGGAGCAGAGUGGCGCUCGGAGGCGAAGGCCUCAACAGGGAAGAGGGAGGGGUGGCAACGUGUACCAGCGCCAUGGAAAUAUUUACCGCUUCUCAAACCAACGAAGCAGCGACGACGAUGACGACACAAACACUUGGAAUGGAAAUUCAACUCAGCAAAUGUAGAAGUGUCAUCGCAAUAAAAGUUCUAGUUUGCA
Messenger RNA from Ornithodoros turicata, 1621 nucleotides. Its product is annotated as UBX domain-containing protein 4-like. NCBI's taxonomy places the organism in Eukaryota, Metazoa, Arthropoda, Arachnida, Ixodida, Argasidae. Gene Ontology annotation, cellular component: endoplasmic reticulum. The transcript is spliced from 12 exons. Gene Ontology annotation, molecular function: protein binding. Bases 195 to 1589 code for a protein of 464 amino acids. The record is from RefSeq and is a predicted model, not a curated record.